AGUUAAGAUCAAGUGUGAGUGUAAAGUGUUGCGAUUGUGUGAAAAUGUGCGAAAGAACGAUGGCAGAGUACAAAGAGGAACUUUCUCGAACAAAAGAAGAGAACAAAAGACUACGUCAACUUCUGGAGGCUGUUUACAAGGAACCUCAAGUUGUGUUCCACGGAACAGACGUCUGUGAAAAAUAUCGUCCACCUGAGCAGCAGGAGGGGUCCUCCAGUGUGGAGCAGAAGAGGUCACAGCACUUCCACGUGAAAGAAGAGGAUCCACAGCCCCCCCACUUUAAGGAUGAAGAAAAACAGCGGCUGUCCCCCCACUUCAUAGAGGAAGACAAGAGACACCUCAUCAGUGUGAAGAGUGAAGAUGAUGAGGUCAAAGGUGAGCGUGAACAGAAGUGGGGCUUUGGGAUGCGGACAGAGGAGCCACAGCCCUCCCACAUUAAGAAGGAAGAGGAAUACCCACUGAUCCCCCAUUUUAAAAAGGAAGCGGUGGAUCCACUGAGCCCUCACAUUAAGGAUGAAGGGGAAGAACACAGCAUCAGCCAGCAGGGAGAACAUCUUGAAGGACUGGAGGAGGUUGAUGUCACCAACAUGCCAGUGAUUGUUGUCAUUGUGAAGAGUGAAGAUGAUGAGGUCAAAGGUGAGAGUGAGGAGAAGAGAGAGGCGGAGCCUCCAAGCAGCAGCUCAACUCAACACAUGACAACAGAAGCUGAUGGAGACUACUGUGGAGGAUCACAAGCAGACAAGCUCUUAGCUCCACUAUCAGAUAGUGAGGACACAACGUCACACUCUCCUGACACUGAUGAUGAAGACUCUAAAGAUGAUAAGACAUGUCACACUGACAACACACACUUCACAUGUUCUCUCUGCGACAAAACUUUCAAUGUUCGUCGCAAUAUGAAAAGACACAUGAGAAGACACACUGGAAAAAAACCUUUUUCCUGCUCAGAAUGUGGUAAAAAUUUUGCAGUAAGUCAAGGUUUAAAAGAACACAUGAGAACACACACUGGAGAAAAACCUUUUUCCUGCUCAGAAUGUGGUAAAAGUUUUACAGUAAAUACAAGUUUAAAAGAACACAUGAGGAUACACACUGGAGAAAAACCUUUUUCCUGCUCAGAAUGUGGUAAAAGUUUUGCAGUAACUAAACGUUUAAAAGAACACAUGAGAAUACACACUGGAGAAAAACCUUUUUCCUGCUCAGAAUGUGGUAAAAGUUUUGCAGUAACCAAAAGUUUAAAAGAACACAUGAGAACACACACUGGAGAAAAACCUUUUUUCUGCUCAGAAUGUGGUAAAAGUUUUGCAGUAACUAAAGGUUUAAGAGAACACAUGAGAAUACACACUGGGGAAAAACCUUUUUCCUGCUCAGAAUGUGAUAAAAGUUUUGCAGUAAGUCAAAGUUUAAAAGCACACAUGAGAAUACACACUGGAGAAAAGCCUUUUUUGUGUUCAGUCUGCGGUAAAGAUUUUAAUCACAGUUCCAGUUUCAACGCACACAUGAGAAUACACACUGGAGAAAAACCUUUUUCGUGUUCAGUCUGCGGUAAAGAUUUUACUAACAGUUCCAGUUUCAAAACACACAAGAGAACACACACUGGAGAAAAACCUGUUUCCUGCUCAGAAUGUGGCAAAAGUCUUGUAAAUAAUCUAAGUUUAAAAUUACACAUGAGAAGGCACUCUGGUGAAAAACCAUACUCCUGUUCAAGCUGCAACAAAAGCUUUCGUCAACUAAACACUCUUACAGCACACAUGAGAACACACACAGGAGAGAAAGUGUUGAGUUGCAGUGUGUGUGGUGAAAGAUUCUCCUAUAAGUACCAGUGUAAGAAACACAAGUGUGCUGGUGAGAACAGCAGCAGCAAAUGAAGAUGCAGGAUUUGAAAUAAACUUUCUAACAACAUCAGCACAUAUAACAUGUGUGACAUCAUUGUUGUGUGUGUAACACAAUCUUGUUAAUAACAUUUAUAGAUUAAACACUUCAGAUUAGUGCUUUUAUUUCAGGCAAGUACAUGAGUUAAUAUACACAUUUGUGUACUUUAAAAUCAACAGAACAAUUUGUCUGAAAAGGUGAGAAUAAACAGUACAUAAAAUAUGUUACAUACAAUAAACAUUGUAAAUGUAGAUAUUCCCAAUUCACUUGUAUACUUAUUCAUAAUAGUGUUUUAUAUAUGUUUUUUGAAAUGAUGAAGUGUUACAUAUUAUAUUUUCUAAUUGUAGAUGAUUCCAUAGAUGAACUCCUUUAUAUGAUAUACAUAUUUGUUUUACAUGUGUUCAUACCUUUGCUUUUGAGUACACAUAAAUCCCUCUUAGUUCAUAUUUACUGGUUCACAUCUGAAACAUCUUCUGGACCACUUCUGGAAGCAUAUUAUUAUUUGCUUUAUACAUCAUUUGAGCAGUUGUCCUUUAUACAAUUUUAAAAUGUGUGACUUUAUGAAUCAUUUGUUGGGUCUCUAUAAUCCAUUCUAUUAAUUGUCUUUAUUACUCUCUUGUGUAAUAUGAAUAUUGUUGUGUGAUUGUUUUAUAUGUAUGUCCCCAGACCUUUAUGCAAUAAACAAUGUAUGCUUCAACUAAA
This is a messenger RNA of Nerophis lumbriciformis (worm pipefish), 2568 nucleotides long. RefSeq lists its product as uncharacterized. Lineage: Eukaryota; Metazoa; Chordata; Actinopteri; Syngnathiformes; Syngnathidae. Gene Ontology annotation, molecular function: DNA-binding transcription factor activity, RNA polymerase II-specific; RNA polymerase II cis-regulatory region sequence-specific DNA binding. Gene Ontology annotation, biological process: regulation of transcription by RNA polymerase II. The record is from RefSeq and is a predicted model, not a curated record. Gene Ontology annotation, cellular component: PcG protein complex; transcription regulator complex; chromatin.